AUGAUCGCGCCUAUCACUGGCAAGUUCCGACGACAAAUUAUUAGAGACAUUGCUAUUUCCUUGACACUGGGAGGAACCGCAGGAGCCGCUUGGUGGAAUCUCUACCACAUUCCCAACAUCAAACGUCGCGAUGCACUUUACGCCAAGCUGGAAGCUAACAAUAAGUAG
Molecule: messenger RNA, 168 nt
Organism: Radiomyces spectabilis
Lineage: Eukaryota; Fungi; Mucoromycota; Mucoromycetes; Mucorales; Radiomycetaceae
Exons: 1
Coding region: 1-168 (55 amino acids)
Biological process (GO): mitochondrial electron transport, cytochrome c to oxygen
Source: RefSeq, a predicted model, not a curated record